AUGCCCACCCGCCUUCCCCUUGAGCAAGCCCUGGGCCACCGCUCUUUGCUUGCUUGCUUGCUUGCUCGCUCGCUCGCCUGCCCACCGCGGAAUGCGUGCAUGAUCUCCCGGAACAGACCACCACCAGCCCAGCCCAGGCAUACACACUACUGGCGCGUGGGAUUGGCAGGGGGAUCAAUACCUGGACCGCAUCGUGACCCAUCAUCAGCGGGAACACGCUUGCAUCCAUCCAUCAGUCUGCCUCCCUGGUGCCAUCCGAGCGAUCCUCUCGGCGUUUCAUUGUCACGAACCGACAUGCCAACACCCUCCUCACUACUCUCCCUGGCCGCCGCACCUUCUGCGCCUCGGGCUCGUCUCAUACUGGCUUGCUGGAGCCUUGUUGCCUGCCUCUCCCCCAAGCACCACAAUCUUCUCCAUCAUCACCUUGUCACAAGCGAUGCCGCCUAG
This is a messenger RNA of Bipolaris zeicola 26-R-13, 447 nucleotides long. RefSeq lists its product as uncharacterized. The coding region runs from base 1 to 447 and encodes 148 amino acids. The record is from RefSeq and is a predicted model, not a curated record. NCBI's taxonomy places the organism in Eukaryota, Fungi, Ascomycota, Dothideomycetes, Pleosporales, Pleosporaceae. The transcript is spliced from 2 exons.